This is a messenger RNA of Trichoderma virens Gv29-8, 2298 nucleotides long. RefSeq lists its product as uncharacterized. Gene Ontology annotation, cellular component: cis-Golgi network; COG complex; membrane. Gene Ontology annotation, biological process: cytoplasm to vacuole targeting by the Cvt pathway; intra-Golgi vesicle-mediated transport; Golgi organization. The record is from RefSeq and is a predicted model, not a curated record. NCBI's taxonomy places the organism in Eukaryota, Fungi, Ascomycota, Sordariomycetes, Hypocreales, Hypocreaceae. The transcript has 5 exons. Bases 1 to 2298 code for a protein of 765 amino acids.
AUGUACGAGGACGGCUGGUACAGCUUCGUGCCGGAGCUUGGCAACGGUAGCAAUGGCAGAACCGAGACGUCUGGUGGCAAGCCUCGUGGGCACCAGCGCAAGGAAUCGCUCCUGCAGCAGCCAAACGAGCCGAACAAUAUUGCCGAGACGCUUGAAGAUGUUUUGGAAGAGCUAGAGAACACAAACGACCCUCCCGAACCCACGUUGCCCCGUCGAGCCGCCUCAUACUCCGACUUUUACGAUGUUGUCAAGGCGGAGCUGCUCAAGGAGUCUCAGCGCAGGCCGCGACGGAAGGUUGAUAGGAGGAGCAGAAAUUGGGAGGCCUUGGCACUUUUCCAAGAAAGCUCUGAGGCUUCCCAAUACCUUCAGAAGGAAACCGUGUCCUCGGAAUCGCUAGACGACCGACUGCUGGAGGAGAGCCAGCGAGAGUAUCUGCUUUACCGCGAUCAAUUAAAAAUGACAGAGCGCCAUCUAGAAGGCUUGAUUGACAACGCCAACGAUACACUAAAACUGUUGACGACAUUAUCGCAGUCAUUCCUCUCUGUCGAGGCUCAGACAUCAACUUUCCAAGCUCAAUGCGAAGAGCUCUUGACGGAACAGCGACGACUGGAGAAGCUUGCAGAUGAGGUUGGAACAGACCUCUACUACUAUGCCUACCUGGAGAAAGCUACAAGACGCCUGAACGCUCCUGGCGCUAGUCAAUUGGUAGAGGACGAUGACUUUGGUGAAAUGGUAGAGAACAUUGAUGCUUGCAUCAAGUUUAUGACCGCUCAUGAAAACUACCGAGAGCGCGACUCGUACUUGGCAAGAUACAACGCCCUGCUUACCAAGGCAUUGCAUCUUCUUGACCAUGGCUUCAACAGUUGCUUGGACAAAGUAUCAAGCGGCAUUGCGCGUCAGAUUACCGCCACAAAAUCAGAGUCUGCUCGCCAUGCUCUUGCUUAUGGUAGAUUCGAGGAGAUGAUGGCGGAAUCUUACUCUUUACUACCAAACAUUCGAAAAGUAGUCCGAUCGGCCUACCAUGCAUACGGCCAACCAGUAGAAGCCACGACUACGACUGCAACAUACGUCAAUGCCAUUACCACCAUCUUCCGAACAUAUUUCACUACCCGUGACCGGGAUAUGAAGUUGAUGACGCAACAUGAUAUAGACGAAUACCAGAAAGAGGUCAAAAGUCUGUCGGUAGAGACAGCUUCUAGAAACUUCAUUAAGCAGCUUUUCGAACGGACGUAUAGCGAGGAUGGACUUUUUACCAAAAUCUUCAACAUAGAACUCACAUGGAGCCCCUCUCCAGAGUCAGCUUUCCAGGCUGUUAAGCUAAUCAACACCUCGAUGGUGCACCCGGGCAAUAUUGUACCGCUAGCCACCAACUUGCAAGCCGUACUCCAAAGCGCACAGCUCCAGGAAACGUGUAACGUGGUUGGUUGGUUAGCUAACGAAUAUGCUGUGUCGGAAGUUGACGAGGAAGAGUCCCCGUCUUUUAGGAAGUAUAGGGAAUAUGCCGCCCGACUGCUUGCAGACCACUUGUGGUCAUUUACAGAUAACUUAUUCGAAGCCGAGAUUACCAAGUCCCUCACCAAGGCCCCAGCUCAGGAUAGUCACUUGAAGAUUGGGCCCGUUGUAGGUGGAGUGGCAUCUUCAAACGCAUAUCCCUUAGUCAAGCGAGCGAUUGAGCUAUUGGCCAUGUUUGACCAAGCAAUGCCGAAAGAACGAUCUGCCAAAAACAGUCCCGUGGUGUUCAAGAUUGUGCGAGAGACAAUCCAGAUUCUCCAGCGAGCUGAAGCAAGAAUCAAAUCGCUUAAAACGGACACUGAUCCAGAUCUCUUCAUGGUUAAGAAUUUGCUCAUCAUUAAGAAUGAGUUGGUAUCACUUGAGAUUGGUGAUAUACGGAGCCAACCCGCAAUGCAACACUUUGGCCAGAUUUGGGAUACGUUGAGUCCGCAGAACUGGGUGGGCUUUUUCGGGAGUAUCAUCAGCGGCAAUCUUUGGUCCCGAGGGGCACCAUCAGUCACCGCCAAGACACUCACAGUCGAAGAUAUGAGCGAGCAGCUAGAUGAGCUUCUGCGCCAAUCCAUUUACGCCUUUACGAAACGCUGGGGGUCUCUUUUCAAUGACUCACAGAGCAGGAAAGUCGGAGUGAAGCCCAUAGCAAAGGUUGAGGCUGAGCUCGAAACCAUACUUGAUACAGCAUUCAGCAAUCAGCCGGAAGUAAUUGCCAAGUUGAAAGAAGCCAUACAUCUCAACGCGCAAGCACAAAACGAGGCAAAGAGCCCGGAUAACGGAGCUCGGAGGUAUUAG